Messenger RNA from Linum tenue, 975 nucleotides. NCBI's taxonomy places the organism in Eukaryota, Viridiplantae, Streptophyta, Magnoliopsida, Malpighiales, Linaceae. The record is from the annotation of a GenBank genome assembly.
AUGGCAACCGAACGAUUACUCUCAAAACCAGCCUUGUUAGUGGCGUUACUGACGCUAAUGAGUACGGCGGCAAUACGGAGGUCGGAAGCACAAUUGUCCACAAACUUCUACGCCAAAUCAUGCCCCAACGCCCUCCCUGCAAUACGAACCUCCAUAAGGGCGGCAAUCGCCAAGGAUCCGAGGAUGUCUGCUGCCCUAAUCCGGCUCCAUUUCCACGACUGCUUCGUCCACGGAUGCGAUGCUUCCAACCUGCUCAACAAUUCCCAAACCAUCAAAUCCGAGAAAGACUCUCCACCAAACGUAUCCACAAGAGGCCACCAAGUCAUCGAUGCCGCCAAAGCCCAGCUCGAGACCAUUUGCCCCGCCGUCGUCUCCUGCGCCGACAUUCUAGCCGUGGCGGCACGAGACGCCUCUGCCUUCGCUGGAGGCCCGUCGUGGGACGUGAAGCUUGGCAGGAGAGAUUCCACCGCCGCGUUUCCUGACGAGGUGAUGGGGAAUCUCCCCUUCUUCAAUUCCGAUCUCCAGAUCCUCAUUGAUCUGUUCAAGCGAAAAGGGCUCAGCCCAAGAGACAUGGUCGCUCUCUCCGGAGCCCAUACUUUGGGCCUGGCCCCAUGCUUUAGCUUCCGCGAAAGGAUCCAUAGCAACAACGCUAAUAUCGACCCUGGGUUCGCUAGCGCCCUCAGGCGCCGCUGCCCGGCGGUUGGCGGGGAUUCGAAUUUGGUGGCGAUGGACAUGACCCCGGACAAAUUCGACAACAACUACUUCACGAAUAUAGUGCAGAGGAAGGGACUCCUCAAAACCGAUCAGGUCCUUUUCAGCGGCGGCGUUACGGAUAGUAUAGUGAUGGAGUACAGUCAGAGUCCUUCCCGUUUCAGUGCCGAUUUCGCGGCCGCCAUGAUCAAGAUGGGAGAUCUUCAGCCUCUCACCGGAUCCGCAGGCCAGGUUAGAAAGAUUUGCAGCGCCGCCAACAAAUGA